Molecule: messenger RNA, 1347 nt
Organism: Opisthorchis viverrini
Lineage: Eukaryota; Metazoa; Platyhelminthes; Trematoda; Opisthorchiida; Opisthorchiidae
Exons: 8
Coding region: 1-1347 (448 amino acids)
Source: RefSeq, a predicted model, not a curated record
AUGAAUCUGACUAAGGAAACUACUCACAAGGUUGCUGAAAACUAUCCGACAGCGCACGACCGGUUUCACCCUUCCUGGGGCUCAGGUAGGCACACUCGCCGAGUUUCCGUCGACCUUAUGUUCUACUUGAACCCAAAUUGGACUGUUUUCGAGAAAUACACUCAGUUGCAAAUCAAUUUGGUUUUCACGAGAGACUCAGCUGAAUCUCUCGUUUACGAUAUUCUCUCAAGGAGCAUUUUCCACCUGUUUCGGCAACUCACCUGGAACCCAGCUGAAUCUAUCGUUUGUGAUGUUCUCAGGCAACUGAAUGUGCUACACCACGCCGCCUCAUGUUUCAAUCGCUACGAUAUUCGAGAUAUCGCGAUACAUCAAAUGCGACUCCACAGUUUUCGUAUUAGAUCUUACUUUUCAGGGGACGCGAAGCGGAUUUACGAGAAAACAUACUACUCGUAUGCCUCCCCAACCAGUAAUAUCACCAUUACACCAGAAUUGAAUUCCUCGAAUUGGUGUGCAGCCAACCACUUGUUUUAUAAGCUAAAACGUGGAAAAUUACCUCGGCGACCGAUGAAUGCAUUCUGUCCACUGCUUGCAGAGUUGACUCCAGUAUUCGUCUCCAAUAUCAACUCGAAAUUGUCAGCUUUCACUCUAUUGAUUAGAUGCGGACAACCCUUGACUUGGCGGAAGAAUAUGGAGGAGAUCACGAAACGCUUGAGUGCUGUUGGUGCUACUAGCCUGCCAGGGUGGGGACCACGUUAUCCUCACUGUGCGUGGUUGGAGACACUACAGGAUAUGGCUGCCAACCGAUGUCAGUGGCGUUCUUGUUGUCAGUUUCUAUCCAGAUUGCCUCACACAAAAAUUGCCUCAUAUUUUAGUGGAUACGAUAUUCGAGAAAUCGCAGAAACUACUCACAAGGUUGCUGAAAACGGUUCGACAGCCCACGACCGGCUUUGCCCUUCUUGGGGCUCAUCAGGUAGGCGCAGUCAACCUAAUGUUCUACUUGAACCCAAAGUUCAAGAAAUAUACUCAUUCCAAAUUACUUUGGUUUUCACGAGAGACUCAACUGAAUCUCUCGUUUAUGAUAUUCUACAACUGAAUGUGCUGCACACAGGCCGCCACAUGAUUCAGAAACUACUCACAAGGUUGCGGAAAACUCUUCGACAGCCCACGACCGGUUUCGCCCUUCUGCUUGGGGCUCAUCAGGCGCAGUGCCUGAGUUUCCGUCAACCUUAUGUUCUACUUGACCCAAAUUGGACUGUUUUCGACAAAUACGCUCAUUUUCAAAACCGUUUGGUCACAGAGUUGUUGAAAAUUCUUCGACAGUUCCCCAAUCGUUUCGCCCAUCUUUAG